CAACAACAACAAACCAAAAAUGGGGUUUAACGAUCUAACAAUGGAAACUCUUCGUGAUCGAGCCGAAACAUUGAAGGAUUGUCUUGCUAGAAGCCAGAUCAUAACCGACAGCAUGACCAACAUCCUCGGCUCCUUCGAUCUCCGCCUUUCCGCCCUCGAAACCGCCAUGCGCCCCACACAGAUUAAGACGCAUUCGAUGAGGCAAGCGCAUGGGAAUAUUGAUAAGACUUUGAAGUUUGCCGAUGCGGUUUUGGUCCAAUUCGAGCUUGUUAAACAGGCUGAGGCUGAAAUUAUGAGAGGUCCUCAUGAAGAUUUGGAGAGUUAUUUAGAAGCAGUGAAUCAACUGAAAAAAAUUGUUCGGUUUUUCAGCACUAAUAAAAACCUUAAGAGCAGCAUUGGAGUGAUUACUCAUUCUACAACUUUGCUUCAAAAGGCUUCGUUAAUGCUCGAGGAAGAGUUCAGGCAGCUAUUACACGCUUGCAGGUCUGAUUCCGAUAUCUUUCGGUUAAACUUUCGUACUGUUUUGGUUAAUAAGUUGUGUGUUUGCUUAUGUUUUAGUAAACCAGUGGAACCCGAUCGCCUUUUGGACUGCCUGCCUGCUUCCCUUAGACCGUCAACUGCUAAUGGUGACGCUGGGAAGAAAACGCAUGCGGAUCAUAAUAAAGAUUUAGAAGAUGUUGUUUAUCGUCCACCAACUCUUGUACCGGCUAAAGUUGUCCCGUUGUUGCAUGAUCUCGCUCAACAAAUGCUUCAAACGGGCCAGCAACAACAAGUGUUUAUUAUUUACAGGGAAGCUCGUUCUGCGUGUAUGGAAGGCAGUCUUAAAAAACUUGGAGUAGAAAAACUUAGUAAAGACGAUGUCCAGAAGAUGCAAUGGGAGGCGUUGGAGGCUAAAAUCGGAAACUGGAUUCAUUUUGUGCGGAUCGCUGUAAAAUUGCUAUUUGCUGCAGAAAGAAAAGUGUCGGAUCAAAUUUUCGAAGGGAUGGAAUCGUUUAUGGACCAAUGUUUUGCCGAAGGAACUGCAAGCGCUGUGUCGCUACUACUUAGCUUCGGAGAAGCUAUUGCCAAAAGCAAGCGAUCGCCUGAAAAGUUAUUCGUUCUUCUUGACAUGUAUGAGAUUAUGAAAGAGGUUCAACCAGAGUUCAAUACAUUAUAUGCAAGUAUUUCUGCUGCUGAACUGAGGGAAUCUGUUUCCGCCUUGACAUUACGGUUAGCAGAGACAGCUCAAGAGACGUUUGUUGACUUUGAAGAAGCCGUUGAAAAGGACGCUACAAAAACCGCUGUUCUUGAUGGAACUGUCCAUCCGUUAACAAGUUAUGUUAUCAAUUACGUCAAGUUCUUAUUCGAUUACCAGUCAACAUUGAAACAACUCUUUCUAGAGUUUGAAGCAAUUGAUCCAGAUGCCCAACUGGCGAAAAUAACAACGCGUAUAAUGCAGGCGUUGCAAAAUAAUUUAGACGGAAAGUCUAAAAAUUAUAAAGAUCAAGCGUUGACUCAGUUAUUUAUGAUGAACAAUAUUCAUUACAUCGUUAGAUCUGUUCGAAGGUCCGACGCGAAGGAUAUGUUAGGAGAUGACUGGGUCCAAAUCCAUCGAAGGGUCGUGCAGCAGCAUGCGAAUCAGUAUAAAAGAAUUUCUUGGUCGAAGAUAUUACAAUGCCUCACGGUUGCUGGUGGUGACGGGAUCAGCACUGCUGGGGUCUCUCGAGGUACGGUUAAGGAAAAGUUCAAGACGUUCAAUACUCAGUUUGAAGAACUACAUCAACGACAAUCUACAUGGACAGUUCCCGAUAGUGAGUUGCGCGAGUCACUGAGGCUGGCUGUAGCCGAAGUCCUUUUACCUGCCUAUAGAUCGUUCAAAACACGCUUUGGACCUAUGAUUGAAGGCGGUAAAAACCCGUCAAAAUACAUCAGAUUCCAGCCAGAGGAUCUUGAGAGAAUGCUGGCAGAAUUUUUCGAGGGGAAACAAGCGCAAGAGCAAAAGCGGUUGAUUUGAUGAGCGUUUUUUUUUUAUUGUUGAAAGGGAAGUUUUUUUUUUUUUUUAAAUUCUUUUUA
Messenger RNA from Helianthus annuus (common sunflower), 2052 nucleotides. RefSeq names its product exocyst complex component EXO70A1. The coding region runs from base 20 to 1993 and encodes 657 amino acids. Gene Ontology annotation, cellular component: exocyst. Gene Ontology annotation, molecular function: phosphatidylinositol-4,5-bisphosphate binding. Lineage: Eukaryota; Viridiplantae; Streptophyta; Magnoliopsida; Asterales; Asteraceae. The transcript has 9 exons. Gene Ontology annotation, biological process: exocytosis. The record is from RefSeq and is a predicted model, not a curated record.